AUGGUCAUCUUGGCUCGCUUCGACGCGCUAACUCAGAGUCCUGUAGCGGUCGCAAUGGGCUCCGUCGCCCAGUUCCGGGUCAUGGGAGGCUGCAUUGCCCUGGCCAUUGUGACAGCAACGUCGAAUACCUUGAAAGAGCUGCCACCGACCACGCAGAGUCUGAUUCGCCAUGUGUUUUCGGCCAGUUAUAACCUGCAGAUGAAGGUGCUGGCGGGGUUUGCGGGUGGACAGAUCAUUGCCUCGCUUUUGAAUUGGCAGAAGAACCCACUCGUGGUUUGGCUUGAACUUGUGCUCGGUCAUCGGGGGGGUUGA
This is a messenger RNA of Aspergillus heteromorphus CBS 117.55, 312 nucleotides long. RefSeq lists its product as uncharacterized. The transcript has a single exon. Lineage: Eukaryota; Fungi; Ascomycota; Eurotiomycetes; Eurotiales; Aspergillaceae. The record is from RefSeq and is a predicted model, not a curated record. The coding region runs from base 1 to 312 and encodes 103 amino acids.